This is a messenger RNA of Emericellopsis atlantica, 2064 nucleotides long. RefSeq names its product kinase-like domain-containing protein. NCBI's taxonomy places the organism in Eukaryota, Fungi, Ascomycota, Sordariomycetes, Hypocreales, Bionectriaceae. Gene Ontology annotation, cellular component: cytoplasm. Gene Ontology annotation, molecular function: ATP binding; protein kinase activity. Gene Ontology annotation, biological process: signal transduction; protein phosphorylation. The annotation marks the transcript as partial. The record is from RefSeq and is a predicted model, not a curated record. The transcript has a single exon.
AUGGCUCAGCCCGAUGACCCACAAACCGAGCCGCCGCCCACCGCCAGACACAGGCACUUCUUCUCCAGGCUGCUGGAUCGCGCGCAUCAGCGAGGGCGCUCCGAGUCGGUGCCUCCCCAGGGCUUCGCUGGUUCUCAGACUGCGCCUCAGCUGCAGUCUCCGGAGGAGACGACUUCGCAAGACCAGAAUCAUGACCCCGUCAAGGGCGCCGGCACCGCCCCGCGCCGCGUGUCGAGGAGUGUCGUCCCUGGCUUGCCCCGUGUGAAGACGUUCAAGCGCCAGCUGUCGGAGGAUAGGGACCGUCUGGCGCCCGUCCAGCCCACACCCGAGGAGAGAAGGGCCGUGUCGAUGGAUAGGCGUUCUCAUGCCCUCCACACGCGGCAUCAAGGGCAGACAGAUCCACGCGCAAGCGCCCCAGACAACAUCAGCUCAGUAGUAGCGAACCAUGAACCGGCCCCCUUUUCGUCGUUGACGCUCGCCCAAGACACCACCGACCUCCACGCGCAAUCGCUAGGCGGCGAACCCUUUGGUGACAACUUGCAGCAGACUCAGGGCUACGAAUCGGAAGCCAUGACAGAAGAUGGAUCUAUAGCACAUUCGGAGAUUGACGAAUUUGACAGGAUGCUCCGCUACGAGCUGGAGACAACCUGGAUCCUCAACCUCAGCAUGCGCUACAAGGACCGCUCCAAUCGGGAAAAGUUCUUUGUCACCUACCGCGAGAGCGAACAGCUGUGGCGUCGCGUCACUGUCACGCUCGACUACCGGAAUGCGCCCGAGGGCUCGCUCGAGGAAGAGCUGUUGGGCAUGAAGUACCAGCGCGACAAGAGCUCCAAGAUUUACGAGUCAAUACGUCAAAGCCUGCCUGAGAUCCAGUUCUACGAUACGGUCACCAACCUCAAGCUGGAAACGACCGACGAUCGGCUGCAUGUGCACGUGGUGGAGGAUGGCAACGAAAUCUUCAGCUACCCCCCGGUUCAGCAGGUCGCACACCUCGGGUGCAAGCUUGUCAGGGAGCGAGAGCUGUUAUUUGAUCACCACAUGUCCGGGUUUGUAUACAAGGUCUCUAUCGACAACCAGCCCCUGAUCAAGAAGGAAAUUCCCGGGCCAGAGACGGUGGAAGAGUUCCUCUACGAGAUCAAUGCCUUGAGCAGCCUGACGUACUCGGACCAUGUGAUCAAGUUUUACGGUUUGGUGGUAGACGAUGAGCGGGAGUGCGUCAAAGGUCUUCUUAUCAGUUACGCAAACGGGGGUGCUCUCGCCGACAUCAUCUACGACAGCUGCAAGGAGAGGAGGCAAGGACUAGCGCAGUUUCUCAAGGAACGCUGGGCGAAACAGAUCAUCCGUGGGCUGGCUGACGUCCACGAGUCCGGCUUUGUGCAGGGUGACUUUACGCUGUCCAACAUUGUCAUUGACGACUUCGAGAAUGCCAAGAUCAUAGACAUCAAUCGGAGAGGCUGCCCGGUCGGGUGGGAGCCUCCUGAGGCGACGGCCCUGAUCGAAUCCAAUCAGCGCAUCACCAUGUACAUUGGUGUCAAGUCCGACUUGUACCAGCUCGGCAUGGUGCUGUGGGCACUGGCAAUGGAUGAAGACGAGCCGGAUAGGGAGGGACGGCCGCUCAUCCUAGGGGACGAUGUUCAGAUAGCCGACUGGUACAGGAAGGCGACCAACAUUUGCCUCAGCCCCGAUCCUCGAAACCGUCUGCAAGCUUCCAUGCUCGUGCAAUUGCUCCCUGACGAUCCCGUGCCUGCCACGAAUCUCGUCCCUGCGGACGACGCCCUGCACGCAACGCCGCAGCAGGAAUACCACCCAGACGGCCGGCCGAGGAUCAAGGUCAAUGACUUGAAUAGUCGAUGGUUCAGCCCGGAUCGCUCCAACGGGCCGAGCGAUUCGCGAGGUUAUAACGCCUGGCAGCAUUACGCUCCGCGAGGCCGCUCUCCUCCGAGUCCGAUGCCAAGCAACGUCGACUGCGGUUCCAAGUCGCCACGAAGAUUCCACACAGAGUCUGCCUGGGCUGCGAACAGGAAUAUUCGGCCGUGCUACAGCGACAUUGGGGCGGACGAGGUG